Molecule: messenger RNA, 932 nt
Organism: Hypoxylon fragiforme
Lineage: Eukaryota; Fungi; Ascomycota; Sordariomycetes; Xylariales; Hypoxylaceae
Exons: 3
Coding region: 132-656 (174 amino acids)
Source: RefSeq, a predicted model, not a curated record
GAGUAACCCAAUCUUGCAAAUCUCAUUACGCAUUUCAUAACUUUCCUUUUUACCAACUCGAAACAUACUAGGUACUUACCUUUAGACAAUUGAAGAUAUACAUACGUUACCUGCCUGUCAAUCAACUGAAGAUGGACCCCUCCGGACCCGCCCAGCCCCCCAAGAACACCGCCUACACGACGCCAGCGAACCCAGCGUCCUCAACCCCUUCCGAGGUGCAGCAACAACAACGACAGGGCGCACACGGCAACAACAACCCCUCACCCACCGACGAGCGCAUGCCGCCCAGCAGCAGUCGCGUCGGCGGUGGCAGUAGCAGCAUCGACGAAGCCACGCCCUCGAGCCUGGGCUACGGGAUCCACGGCGCCCCAGCAGGCGAGGAGCGAUUCGGGCGCACGGCGGCGGUGGUGGAGCAGGAAGAGCAAGGCGGCCAUCGCGGCGAACUGGACGGCGAGCAGAUGCGCGCGUCGGGCGAAGGCGAUGUCGCGAGCGUGGUGAGGAGGAAGCCCGGGGCUACGGGCGAGCAGCCGGAUUUGGCGAGUGAUCUUGACCGGAAGAAGGAGGAACAGGCUUCGAAGAGGAACGCGAUCAAGGAGGAUAGGAAACACGGGAGAGCUCCGGAUGGAGGGGAUGCUAGGGCUGGGGUUGCGACGUGAGACGGGCGGGGAAUUGGAGGCGUAGUCGCAGUGGCAGUGGCAGUGGCAGUCGCAAUCGUCUUCGCUUGCGAUGGGCUGUAGGAUGGUUCGUGUGUGUGCAUAGAUACCUCCUAUCGUGAGCCAUAGGUAGGUGGCGUUUGGGAUGGAAAAAGGGGGGGUUGAUGCUUUUUUCUAGGACUUAUCAGUGUCUGGUGAUCAAAACUCAUUGUAGACUAGUAUUAUGUAGGUACUAUUCAAUUAUGAUACAGCCUUAAGUAAAACCAGUUCGCUUGAAUG